AUGUUCCCAGGUGCCCCACUACACGUGACCUGCUCGACAUCUUUCCCCGCAUGUCCUGUCGUGGGCAAUACAUGCCCAUUUGUACCCGCUACCGGUAUUGCCCCAAUACCAUUCCAAUACUGUGAUUAUUAUGGCAGGAAAGUAUCAGUCCAGGCCAAAGGGAUAGUGCAGUUGCGCCACAGCGCACCACAGCGCACAGCCAUUGUCCUCGAGGCUGGAACAUUGCGGAACUACACCCGCCUUCGGCUGUUGGAUAGUUCCAUUGGCUGCCCCUCGCUUCAGACCGCUUUGACUGGCCUCGGCCGAAGAAUACAAAGCCCCCUUGGGGCCACCCGCCCACCGCUCGGUGGAAUCGUGGUGGAGCUACAACAGAGUACAUCCAAGCAGGAGAGGGGCAAGACAUACUUUAUCGUCUUCUCUCCCGCUCUUUUGUACUUGCACUCGCAGCUCUCCCGUCCUCUUAUAUCUCCUUAUAUCUCUCCUCUCAGCUUGUUUUCUCAACUUCCCAUUCCGCACCUGACCAUGGCCGACGAAAAAGUACAGACUUUUGACAUCCCCAAAACCUGCAAAGCAGGUGUUGUCGUCAACGAAGGCCCUGAUUUUCAUGUAGAAGUACAAGAUGUGCCGGUUCCUGAGCCUGGCCCCACCGAUGUCCUGAUUCGGCUCAAUGCGACUGGAAUCUGUCACUCAGACCUGCACUUCAUGUGCAAUGAUUGGGCACUACCAAAAAUGUCCGUCUUUGGCACUCGGUGCGCAGGUCAUGAAGGAGCUGGCGUCAUUGUCAAGGUUGGCGACCAGGUCAAGAACCUCAAGCCGGGCAUGCGUGCUGGAUACAAGCCGGUCCAAGAUACCUGCGGUGUCUGCAGUCUAUGCCGUGAUGGCAACGAGUGUUAUUGCCCCAAGGCCGUCAUGACAGGGCUCAUGGUAGAUGGAUCCUAUAAACAAUACAUCCUGUCACCGGAGCGAUACACGACUCUGAUCCCCGAUGGAGUGAAUGACUACAUCGCCGGACCCAUCAUGUGCUCAGCCUCCACCAUCUAUACCUCAAUCAAGGAAUCUGGACUCAAACCGGGUGAUUGGGCCGUCUUCCCAGGUGCUGGCGGCGGGGUAGGAAUCCAGGGUGUCCAGCUUGCCAAAGCCAUGGGCCUCCGCGCUGUCGCCGUCGACACUGGCGAAGACAAGAAGAAGAUGUGCCUCGACAUCGCCGGCGCAGAACACUUUAUCGACUUUAAGCAAGUCGACAAUGUAGCCGACGAAAUUGUGCGCAUCUGUGAUGGAAUCGGCGCCCACGGAGUCUUCGUCACAGCAGUCCAAACCUACCCAUCCUCCCUCUCCUACCUCGGUGGACGUGUCGGCGGCAAAGUCAUGUGCAUCGGCCUCCCCCCAGCGGGUACGCAACACAUCGACGUGGAUCCCAAUCAACUGUGUUUUAAGAAACAGAGCGUGCACGGUACGGUCGUGAGCAGCAUGCUGGAUGUGGACAAGACGCUCGAAUUUGCAAAGCGGGGACUGUUGAAGCCGAUUUACACAGUCUAUCCACUCAGCCAGUUCAAUGAGGCGGUGCAGAAAUUGAAGCGUGGAGAGAUUGCGGGCAGAGCGGUGGUUGACUUCAACAUGGACCGCCUCAUGGCUGAUUUGUACAACACGUGUAUUUUGAACAUGAUGGAGCCACUUGGAACAUCGCACACCCCUCGAGAUGACUCCUUGAGCAAUGCGCCAACAGCUUGCACACCAUUAUAUGUCGAGGGCAUGUCCGGCGCAUCCCGUAGCCAGUCCCCAUAUGGACAGGCCGAAGCAUCGUCAAGUAGCACAUGGAACGCGAAGCAACCCGCCGUCGAGGACGACUACAGCGACGAGGACGCGAUAUUGGCGGACGAUCCAUUAGAGCACAAUCUACCUGAGCAAAUAUCCUUCAAGCGCAAACCCAAGUCCACAGCGCCCUCCUUCGCCCUUCCUCGCUUCCUCUCAGGCGGCGGCGGCGGCAGCAGUAGCAGCCAUGCCUCACCUGUUCACAACACACGCCUGCAGGCAUUACGUAAUAACCCCACAUCCAAUGACUCGACCGAGCUCAUCCUCAAUUACCUCGAUACUCCCGGCGACCCACUCCAAGACACAAAGGAUGCGACAGGCCUGGAUUGGUAUGUCGAAGGCCCUGGACGCCGAGUCGGCUAUGAUGACCUCACAGCCAUUGACUGGAUCUUCGAGUACGCCAAAGAACGACAAAGGUUACGCUACCUGUAUUCAAGCGCGAGUGGGGUCCUCGGACAGAUAAAGCAACUUGCGGAUGCGAGCCAAGUAUGGAUCAUCUUGGUCGCUGCUGGAAUUCUGAGUGGAGCUAUCGCUGCCUUCAUCGACAUUGCGAGUGAUUGGCUGGGAGACUUGAAGACGGGCUAUUGCCACCACGGCGACGGCGAUGGCAGGUUCUAUUUGAACAAGGCUUUUUGCUGCUGGGGCUAUACGAACAUGCAAAAAUGUCAUGAUUGGAACUCUUGGGGGCAAGCCAUGGGUAUUACAGGUCUGGGUGGACAAUGGAUUGUCGAGUACAUUUUCUUCGUACUCUUUUCCGUACUCUUUGCUGCAUGCGCCAGUUUUCUCGUCCGCGAGUUCUCACCCUACGCAAAGCAUAGCGGUAUUCCAGAGAUCAAGACAGUCCUUGGGGGCUUUGUUAUACGCCAUUUCUUAGGCGGUUGGACAUUGGUCACAAAGACAAUUGGGCUGUGCUUGGCUGUUGCGUCUGGCCUUUGGCUCGGCAAAGAGGGCCCCCUUGUCCAUGUUGCAUGCUGCUCUGCGAAUCUUUUCAUGAAACUCUUCAGCAACGUGAAUGGCAAUGAAGCGCGGAAACGAGAAGUACUCUCCGCUGCUGCCGCUGCCGGUAUCUCGGUUGCAUUUGGCGCGCCCGUCGGCGGCGUGCUGUUCAGUCUUGAGCAGCUCUCCUACUACUUUCCUGAUAAGACCAUGUGGAGUAGCUUCGUCUGCGCCAUGGUUGCCGCUGUGACGCUUCAGCUCUGCAAUCCCUUUCGUACAGGCAACCUCGUUCUGUAUCAGGUUACAUACCACAGCGGCUGGCACGACUUUGAGUUGGUCCCAUUUGCCUUUUUAGGCAUACUCGGCGGUCUGUUCGGAGGUUUGUUCAUCAAGCUCAACAUGGGCGUGGCUGAAUGGCGCAAGAGUCGGACAUACCUCAAAGGACCGGUGAACGAGGUAGUGCUGGUCUCCUUCAUCACGGCGUUGGUCAACUACCCAAUCAAGUUCAUGCGCGCGCAAGCUUCGGAACUUGUACACAUACUCUUUGCGGAAUGCGCCGAUCUCACAGAAGACACACUCGGACUCUGCAAGUCGGGGAAAGCGAACACUGGCGUCAUUACACUGCUGCUCGCCUCCUCAGGCCUAGGCAUCAUCUUAUCGAGCUUCACAUUUGGUCUCCGAAUCCCCGCCGGCAUCAUACUCCCCUCCAUGGCUAUCGGCGGCCUCUUCGGUCGCGCCGUAGGUCUCAGCGUUCAAGUCUGUCAACAAGCCUGGCCCAACCUCUUCGUUUUCUCCUCCUGUGAGCCCGACAUUGCCUGCGUAACGCCCGGUACCUACGCCAUUGUCGGCGCCGCCUCCGCCCUGGCCGGAACAACACGAAUGACGGUAUCGAUCGUGGUCAUCAUGUUCGAACUCACCGGUGCCCUAACCUACGUUCUCCCCAUCAUGAUUGCCGUCAUGAUCAGUAAAUGGAUCGGCGACGCCAUCUCCCCGCGCGGCAUCUACGAAUCCUGGAUCCAUUUCAAUGGCUAUCCCUAUCUCGAUAACCGCGACGACGACGGCAGUUCUAUCCCCGACGUCUCCGCCGCACACGUAAUGACGCGACUUGAAGACCUCACCACCAUCACAGCAACAGGACACACAAUCGCCUCACUACGCAACAUGCUCUCGCAACACCGAUUCCGCGGCUUCCCCGUCAUCGACAACUCUCGCGAUGCCCUCCUCUUGGGCUACAUAUCCCGCACUGAACUCAGCUAUGCACUGCAUGCCGCUUUGUCGCCCCCGCGCAACCUCUCCACCGACACAGAAGCCUAUUUCGCACACCAGCCACUCUCCGACCCAACCACCAGUCUUGACCUCCGGCCGUGGAUGGAUCAAACGCCCAUUACUCUGAAUGCAAAAGCCAGCUUUCAACUCACCGUCAGCAUGUUUCAGAAGUUGGGGCUCAGGUAUGUCGUCUUCACAGAGAGGGGCAUGCUGAGGGGCCUGUUGACGAAGAAGGAUGUGUGGUAUGUUUUGAAUGGCAUGGAAGGCGAGGAUCGAGAGGAAGGGGGCGCUGGGGUAGGGAUUGCGAGGGGUGGACUGAGGGAGCAGGGAGAGGGUUUGGGAGAGCGGAGUGAGGAGAGGGGGUUGUUGGGUGGCGAGGAUGAGGAUGGGGAUGAUAGUUUUCUCCGGGACGGGGAUGGGGACGGGGAUGGAGAUCCGGAUGCGGACAUAGAAGAGAGGAGGUCAAGGCACCUCAGCAUCCUCGCCAUCGCCAAGGUCAUCCAUCAUCGAAUCGCGCGUCUUCCCAUUGAGUUUGUUGAUCGCGGUGUGCAAGCGAUCCAGUAA
Plenodomus lingam JN3 is the source of this 4575-nucleotide messenger RNA. The record is from RefSeq and is a predicted model, not a curated record. NCBI's taxonomy places the organism in Eukaryota, Fungi, Ascomycota, Dothideomycetes, Pleosporales, Leptosphaeriaceae.